AGGAAAGAAGAGAGGUACUUCAGAAGGCAAGACGAAUAGAGAUCCACAUUCGUUGUCUGUGACAACGACAGAAUUAUUACAAGUAGUCGUGAAGGAACUAAUCUGAGAGAGCCAUGCGGUGGUACCUGUGUGUGCUCUUCCUCACGGGUGUGACUGUGACUGUGGGGAUGCAGCAGACCUCAGCAUCCUUCCCCCCUGGAGCCAGCGCCCCUGGAGACAUCAUCAUCGGAGGCCUGUUCCCCCUCCACCGCGGAGCCCGACUAGAGCCCACCCAAGACCUAAGGAGUCACCAUCACUCAAUCUGUGUGGAUUUAAACGUGAACCGCAUUACCCAAGCCUUGGCCAUGAUCCACGCCGUGGAGGAAGCCAACCGCUCCGCAACGCUUGCCGGGCUGGGCAUCACCCUGGGUUAUCUCAUCCACGACUCCUGUUCAGACGUCAGCAUGGCUCUACGGGCAUCCAUCGACUUGACCAAGGCCUUCAGCUUCGGCAGUACUGGCAGUAGUGGUAGUGUCUUCAAUGGUGGUGCUAGUGGUGGUGGGAACUGCCAGUCAAGGAACACCACCAGCUCUGAGCGCAGGCAGCCUGUGAUGGCUGUGGUGGGGGCCUCCUCCUCGGAGCUCUCCAUCUCGGUGGCUCGACUGCUCACUCUGGAAAUUACUCCUCAGAUUAGUUACGCAUCCACAGCGACGAUACUGAGUGACAAGGUUCGCUUUCCUGCCUUCAUGCGGACCGUGCCCAAUGACAACUACCAGACGUGUGCCAUGGUGAAGCUGUUAAAAGACAACAAGUGGAAUUGGGUGGGUAUAAUGAGCACAGAUGGGGACUACGGGCGGUCGGCGGUGGACAGUUUCUCGUCACAAGCGGCACAGAAUGGCAUCUGCCUGGCCUUCAAGAUAGUCCUGCCCGACUCUGUGACCAAUCCCAAAGUGAACAGCUCCAUCCUCCAAGCCGUCCGAACUAUACGUGACAACGAGCGGGCGAAGGUGAUAAUUUCCUUUGCCAAGCCAAUAUACAUGCAGCGGUUGUUCGAGGAGUUACUUCGAGGACCACCUGAAGACAGAGUGUGGAUCGCAAGCGAUAGCUGGUCCAAUUCCGGCAAUCAGAUGGAUCACCUCAAUUUCACCUCCCUCGGGACGGUCGUCGGGUUCUUCUUCAAGAGCGGCAACACCUUAUCCUUCCAGCAGUACAUCAAGCAAGUGACCGCCAGCAAAGCUUCGCAGCAGAGCAAUAGCAUCCCCUUUAUGCAUGAAUACUACGACACAGUGCAUCCCUCCAAUUUCACGUCGGUGCUGCUAAACCACAUCAACUCGGCUACUGUCUUCAGCAUCCACAUGGCCGUCAAUGCCAUAUCUCAGGCCGUUGCACAGCUCUGCUCUAAACACAACUGCAAGACUGCUGGAGUAGUUCAACCAUGGCAGCUCCUCCGUGAGCUGAAGAACACAACGUUUCAGAUGGAAGGCAGGAAGUACAGAUUUGAUGAACAUGGAGACGUGAACCUGGGCUACGACAUCUCCAUCUGGUCUACCACUGAAGGAGCCAUAAGGUCCCUCAACGUGGUGGCAGAGUAUCACCCACUCAACAACUCUAUCAGACCAACCAGCCCUGAGAUGGCAUGGCUGCUAGCCGACCUCAAGAAUGUUGUGUCAAAGUGCUCCAACAGCUGUGAGCCGGGAGAGGUGAAGAAGACCGUGGAGGGCCAACACAUAUGCUGCUAUGAAUGCGUGAACUGCCCCCCAAACUAUUACUCCAACAACACAGAUAUGGAUCAAUGUCUCAGCUGCGACAUUACCAAAGAGUGGUCACCUGCCAGAAGUGAGGUCUGCCAGCUGAAGACCAUGGAGCUGUUGGACUGGGAGGAUGGCUUCGCUAUCGUUCUGCUAUCGCUAGCAGGCCUCGGUGUCCUCAUGGCACUAGUCAUUUCUGUGCUGUUCCUGUGGCAACGGAACACACCGGUGGUGCGGGCGACGGGGGGUCCUUUGUGCCAGGUCAUCCUCUUCUCUCUGAUUGGCAGCUUCAUAAGUGUGGUGUUCUUUGUGGGCCAGCCCAGCGACAAAAAAUGCAAGGUUCGCCAGGUGCUGUUUGGCCUGAGCUUCACCCUGUGUGUAUCGUGCAUCCUGGUGAAGUCUCUGAAGAUCCUGCUGGCUUUCCAAUUCAACCCAUCUGUGCAGCAGGCCCUGCGACGUCUCUACAAGCCCUACAUCAUCAUCGGGGUUUGCAUGGGGCUUCAGGUGGUGGUCUGCAUCCUCUGGUUGGUGCUGCGCAGUCCAAAGGCGAGAUAUAGCCCAGGAACAACAACCGUGCUGGCCGAGUGCGAUGAAGGUUCGUACGCGGCAUUCGGCACAAUGCUGGGCUACAUUGCUUUUCUGGCACUUGUCUGUUUCGGUUUCGCCUUCAAGGGUCGGAAACUUCCGGAGAGCUACAACGAAGCCAAGUUCAUCACCUUUGGCAUGCUCAUCUACCUCAUGUCGUGGGUGAUCUUCAUUCCUGUGUACGUGACCACCUCUGGAAAGUACCUUCCCGCUGUGGAGAUGGUGGUUAUCAUCAUGUCUAACUACGGGAUCCUCUGCUGCCAUUUCCUGCCCAAGUGCUACAUCAUCCUCUUCAAGAAGGAGUACAACACCAAAGACGCAUUCCUGCAGGAUGUCUACGAGUACUCUCAGAGGUCAUCUGGCUCAGUGAGCAUGGGUUCCACACAGAUAGAGUCUGAGGAGAAGACAAGCAGUGAGGUCUUCACCAUUAGCCAGGUUUCCCCUGACCUGACGUCCAAAAUUGAGAAUAACAACUGUAAGGGAACUGUGGACUUGGAAAAUACCACCUUAGAAUUUACGAAAGAGCAGAUUCUCAGCCCUGUGAACUUGGUGGGCUCAGUUUCCAUGAGCACGAUGGAGCUGAAGCUGAACAAUGUUGAUUUGGAAAGUGGUAUCUCAGCAGUCACACAGAAGCCUGUGAUGAAUGAGGUGAACUUAGAAGGUCCUGCCCUAAGGUCCAGAAAGAUGUCCACAUCAAAAUCUCUAAAAAGGACAUACAGUAUAUGACAAAGUUGUCAGAAUGUUUAUUCAUUUCUGAUUUCUGGUAGCAAUGACAGACCAGAGACAGUUUGAGCCACACAUACAAGAUAUUUAUGAUGGUGGUUUUGAUGCCAGGUUGAAGACGGAAUGCAAAACAAAUUUGGGUUAAUAUUGUCAUAUUUUGAUCCUCACUGAUAUUGUCAUGUUGUAUUAUAAUAUCUGCACAGUUUGUAAAUAUGUACAGUGUUUAUCCAUUUCUACUCGUCUAUGUCUCGAUAAAGGUUUGCACAUUUGUUUUUUGUAAAUUAUGUGAUUUCUUAUUUCAUAUUGAAAGCGAAUUUCCCCCAUUGGUUC
This is a messenger RNA of Engraulis encrasicolus (European anchovy), 3365 nucleotides long. RefSeq names its product G-protein coupled receptor family C group 6 member A-like. The record is from RefSeq and is a predicted model, not a curated record. Gene Ontology annotation, cellular component: plasma membrane. Gene Ontology annotation, biological process: G protein-coupled receptor signaling pathway. The transcript has 7 exons. The coding region runs from base 114 to 3038 and encodes 974 amino acids. Gene Ontology annotation, molecular function: G protein-coupled receptor activity. NCBI's taxonomy places the organism in Eukaryota, Metazoa, Chordata, Actinopteri, Clupeiformes, Engraulidae.